This is a messenger RNA of Pisolithus orientalis, 1099 nucleotides long. RefSeq lists its product as uncharacterized. The coding region runs from base 216 to 1007 and encodes 263 amino acids. The record is from RefSeq and is a predicted model, not a curated record. NCBI's taxonomy places the organism in Eukaryota, Fungi, Basidiomycota, Agaricomycetes, Boletales, Pisolithaceae. The transcript is spliced from 4 exons.
CCACAAAGCGAUAGGCAAGCAAGUAUCUCGCUUGUUCGAUGGCGAUGAGAUGAGGAGGGUGGUGGGACGUUCGCCGUUCUUACUUGUGGACACGGUGGUUCUGGCAAGCGCUGCUGUGGACUAUAAAGCUUCUGUGUGGCUCUCCAACAUCGUAUUGAUUGACAGCCUACAGCACACCUUCGUCCCAGUGGCUCUGUUUCUACAAAGGCCAGUGCAUGUUCAUUGCGUUCCAAGGUCACGCCACAUCCAAAAAGACGGACACUGUCAACAUGUGUACUCAGAUACUAUCUUCGACGUCGACAUACCCCAACCCCACAUCCGGUAACGCGACGAACACGACGAAACCCAAAAGUCGGCCCCGGACACCGACGUUUUCCACGCUCAUGCGCGUUCCGAACUUAAGUAUGCCCGUACUGAAAAACAAACCAUCAUUGCCUUUUGGACUGGCCAGACGGUGUCGUUCUGCUUUGGGCACGUCCAAGCGGGCGACCCCAGAAUGCAAUUCUCGCCGUAUUUCAUCGUCGCAUUUCGGGUGGAGGUCAUCUGAAUCGUCUUCGAGCUCGUCGACUUCGGGGUAUGAUGGAUAUCACGUACCAUAUGUGCCCUUGGAUCCUCCGACGCCUCCUGUCUCCGUGCCGCCACUGGGUACGAAAAUCCUGGAGCGCUUCUGGCCUGAAAAUGAGCCAUUUUCUAUGGGCGAUGCGGAUGUCUCGCACUGCCAACGCCCACCGCUGGGGCAUACCUAUUCUGCAUCUCUGGACAGGACGCAGGGGUUCGUGUUUGAGACGGCAGUGAACGAUUGGACAGCUGGAUCGGGAUCGGGACUUGGGAAGGAAAUUCCGCAUCGCUUCUCGAUGCUUACCCCUCCACCGAGUCGUCGCGUGUCACGGAUACAGCCACUGUCGACGUCUGUGACUGCGACUCGUGAUCUUCCAUUUAGUGACGAGUUCCCGAGGAGACCGAGUGUUGAUCACAGGGUUGAGUCCGAGUUGCGGUUCCCGUUUUGAAAAGUAGUAAUUGAGUUUACCAUGGUAUAUAAUAGUGUUCUUCUUCGCGGGGGUAGCCCGGUAGCCAUCGUACUUUUGCCAAGGGACAGCAU